Pieris rapae (cabbage white) is the source of this 1498-nucleotide messenger RNA. RefSeq names its product facilitated trehalose transporter Tret1-like. Gene Ontology annotation, molecular function: transmembrane transporter activity. Bases 137 to 1462 code for a protein of 441 amino acids. The transcript is spliced from 8 exons. Gene Ontology annotation, cellular component: membrane. Gene Ontology annotation, biological process: transmembrane transport. Lineage: Eukaryota; Metazoa; Arthropoda; Insecta; Lepidoptera; Pieridae. The record is from RefSeq and is a predicted model, not a curated record.
CGCCGGCUUUUUCUCUCAGCCAACACCCUCUGUCUUCUUUGCCGGUGAGUAGCCACUGUCUUAAAGACUGUAUUAAUUUGCAGCAAGUGUUCUAACACUGGUAUCCCCCAUCGGGUGCGUCACGUGUGGUUAUUUUAUGGAUAGAAUAGGCCGCCGGCCAUUGUUGAUUUUCAGCCCUCUACCGCUCAGUAUAGGCUGGUUUUAUACGGGCUUUGCAAAAUACGCCAAGGAUAUUAUUAUAGGAAGGAUAAUCACGGGUAUAGGUGUCGGUAUGGCGAUGAGUGUACCCCGAGUUUACCUGACUGAAAUCUCUUUGCCCAAUAUGCGUGGCGUUAUUGGUUCCUUUCCCAAUGUUGCCAUGUCCAUUGGGAUCACCACACAGGCUGGCUUAGGUGCUGUAUUUCAUUGGAAAACCUUAUGCUACAUAGCAGGCUCUUACGGAUUAUUUCUAUUUUUCCUGAACUUCUUUCUACCCGAAACACCAUACUUUUUACUUGAAAAGGCAACGAUCGAUGAUGCAGAGAAGGCGUUGAGAAAGUUUCGAUCCAACAAACAUAAUAUUGAAUGGGAAAUGGAAGAAUUAAUGGAUUUUAAAAUCGAUAAUAAUAUAAAAAAGCUAACUUUGAGCGAGCAGAUUGCAGCAUUAUUUCGCAAGUCUUCCUGCAAACCAUUCUGGAUUGUGAUGAUAUACAUCCUCAUUACUCAACUGUCAGGUGUUACGAUUUUAAUAAUGUGGGCUGUUGAGUUUCUACAGAACUCAAAAUCAUCGGUUGAUCCCCAUGCGGGAAACGUAAUGCUGGGUCUGACUAGGCUUUUCGCUGGAAUCGCUGCAUCUGUACUUAUCUUCAGAACAGGAAGAAGACCACUCGCGCUUAUAUCAGGUUUAGGUGUUGGCAUCGUUUGCCUCAGCCUAGGCCUUAUGAUUCAAUACAAGGAAUAUCCCACAGUAUUCCCACAAAUCGGGUAUAUUUUAUACAUUAUCUUUGGGUCUUUGGGUCAUUACACUCUACCAGUUCUCGUCAUGUUUGAACUCUACCCAUUACAGGUGCGAGGCGUUCUCGGCGGAAUAUCUAUGUCGAUACUAAACUUCAUGAUAUUCGGCGCAAACAAGACGUAUCCAUACGUACGAGAUGCGCUCGGCUAUCCGUACACCAUCAUUUCUUUUGGAGUCUGUUCAUUAUUGGGUUGCAUUUACCUUUACUUCUACUUACCUGAAACAAAGGGACUUACCUUACAAGAGAUAGAAGAGUACUACAACGAUCUCCGUCCGACUCUUACAUCACAACGUCUCAUUCGUUCUGAGAUGUACAUAAAAGGUGUUGGUCUAGGUAGUCCGAGCAAGUCUUUAAUACGACUGGACAGGUUUAAAGAUAAAUCAUUACAUAUGAAUAAGGAAUCUAUUUCCAAAAAAGGGAGUAAGGAGGAUGAAACGAAAGAUGACAACUCUGAUAAACAUAAAUAGUGUGCUAUGCUAACCACAUAUUCCCAAGUUGAUUGA